Suncus etruscus (white-toothed pygmy shrew) is the source of this 1761-nucleotide messenger RNA. RefSeq names its product ubiquitin conjugating enzyme E2 Q1 (gene UBE2Q1). NCBI's taxonomy places the organism in Eukaryota, Metazoa, Chordata, Mammalia, Eulipotyphla, Soricidae. The transcript has 13 exons. The record is from RefSeq and is a predicted model, not a curated record. The coding region runs from base 16 to 1305 and encodes 429 amino acids.
GGAGCGGAGCGGAGGAUGCAGCAGCCGCAGCCGCAGGGGCAGCCGCAGCCGCAGCAGCAGCAGCCGGGGCCGGGGCAGCAGCAGCAGCAGCAGCAGCAGCUGGGGGUGCAGGGGGCGGCGCCGGGCUCCGGGGGCGGCCCUGGCGGGGGAGGCCCGGGCCCCGGCCCCGGGCCUUGCCUGCGGCGGGAGCUCAAGCUGCUCGAGUCCAUCUUCCACCGCGGCCACGAGCGUUUCCGCAUCGCCAGCGCCUGUCUCGACGAGCUCAGCUGCGAGUUCUUGCUCGCCGGGGCCGCGCCCGGCCCGCAGCUGCCCCCGCGGGGUUCGGGCCCCGGGGAGCCCGUCCGCAUCCACUGCAACAUCACGGAAUCUUACCCUGCCGUGCCCCCUAUCUGGUCAGUGGAGUCUGAUGACCCUAACUUGGCUGCUGUCCUGGAGAGGCUGGUGGACAUAAAGAAAGGAAAUACUCUGCUCUUGCAGCAUCUGAAGAGGAUCAUCUCUGACCUGUGUAAACUCUACAACCUGCCUCAGCAUCCAGAUGUGGAGAUGCUGGAUCAGCCAUUGCCAGCAGAGCAGUGCACACAGGAGGAUGUGUCUUCAGAGGACGAAGAUGAGGAGAUGCCAGAGGACACAGAAGACCUGGAUCACUAUGAAAUGAAAGAAGAAGAGCCAGCUGAAGGCAAGAAAUCUGAAGAUGAUGGCAUCGGAAAGGAAAACUUGGCCAUACUAGAGAAAAUUAAAAAGAACCAGAGGCAAGAUUACUUAAAUGGUGCGGUAUCUGGCUCGGUGCAGGCCACUGACCGGCUGAUGAAGGAGCUCAGGGAUAUUUACCGAUCACAGAGUUUCAAAGGCGGAAACUAUGCAGUGGAACUCGUGAAUGACAGCCUGUACGAUUGGAAUGUCAAACUCCUCAAGGUUGACCAGGACAGCGCUUUGCACAAUGAUCUCCAGAUCCUCAAAGAGAAGGAAGGCUCUGACUUCAUUCUCCUCAACUUUUCUUUUAAAGAUAAUUUUCCCUUUGACCCGCCGUUCGUCAGGGUUGUGUCUCCGGUUCUUUCUGGGGGGUAUGUUCUGGGCGGAGGUGCCAUCUGCAUGGAACUUCUUACCAAACAGGGCUGGAGCAGUGCCUACUCCAUAGAGUCUGUGAUCAUGCAGAUCAGCGCCACACUGGUCAAGGGGAAAGCACGAGUGCAGUUCGGAGCCAACAAAUCUCAGUACAGUUUGACAAGAGCACAGCAGUCCUACAAGUCCUUGGUGCAGAUCCACGAAAAAAACGGCUGGUACACACCCCCAAAGGAAGACGGCUAACCCUGGGGGCCGGCCCCCUUCUCCCUCCCCAGGCGCCACUGGACCAAUUACCUUUGAAUGCUGUAUUUGGGUCUCACGCUGCCUCUGUGGUUCCCUCCCUCAUUUUUCCUGGACGUGAUAGCUCUGCCUAUUGCAGGACAAUGAUGGCUAUUCUAAACGCUAAGGAAAAACACACACACAGAACUGUCUUCAAGUACUCCAGACUGACUCACAGACCAACCAACCACUUGGCUGGAACCCUUGCUAGCAGGCAUUCUUAUAAGAGAAACUUUCAAGCCUCCUUCUUCUGCUGGAAACUCAGCUGUGCUCCAGACUAGAGCCUCCUUACCUAUGCUAUGGAUUUUUAAUUUAUUUUCUCUUAUUUCAUGUACACUGCUUUUUUUGGUUACAGUGUAUGAUGGAUGUGUAUGGAAAAAAUGUAUCUUUGGGAAAACAAUUACAGUUUGUUAAUUUGAA